AAGAUCCCCUGGUAUACUUAAAGAUACCGAUCGAUAACAUUGGUGCACGUGGCUAGGAAGGGUUAGGUUAGGACGUUCUGAUCGUUCUGAUGCUCAUAUGCUUUGCGUUCUUUACCACUGUUUCCUAGUCAAAUAAGAGAUGUAUUACAGGGAUUGUGCUAAGAAAACAAAUGAAAGCACGUUAUAAAAAUUUGAAACUUUAUGUCGCUUACGUAUUCUGAUGCUACCGCGGCGAAUAUAGGCAUUUGAGGUUAGGAUAAUUUGAUGAAAUGGAGAAUAUGUUAACACUCGCAGAGACCCUGUGUAAUAAUUGUUUCCUAGAAGUGAUGUUUAAUGAACUGAAUAUCAAAGUUUAAAAUGACUCUCAUAGAUUAUUUCGCGUCGUUGUCAGAUAAUCCGUAUUUUGGUGCAGGAUUUGGGUUAUUUGGACUUGGGGCAGGAGCAGCCGUACUGAGGAAGUGUUUUCAGGGCUCACUUAUUUUAUUCCGUCGGCAUUAUAUGAUCACGUUAGAGGUGCCGUGUCGAGAUAAAAGCUACCAGUGGCUCCUUCAAUGGAUUACAGAGAAAGGCGCCCGACAAACACAACAUCUCAGUGUGGAGACUAGUUUUGAACAAAAAGACACGGGACAAAUUAAAACAACAUAUGAUUUCAUUCCCAGUGUAGGAACACACUUCUUCAGGUAUGGAGGAACUUGGAUUCGUGUCGAGCGCACAAGGGAACAACAAACACUUGACCUUCAUAUGGGGGUGCCCUGGGAGACCGUCACUCUUACAGCAUUUGGAAGGGAUAAGCAUAUGUAUUUCAGUAUAUUGGAGGAAGCAAGACAGAUGGCGCUAAGGAAGCAUGAAGGAAAAACCAUCAUGUACACAGCAAUGGGUUCAGAGUGGCGACAGUUUGGUCAUCCACGCAAGCGGCGGCCAAUCCAGUCAGUGGUCCUGGACACUGGUGUAGCAGAAAGAAUAUUGUACGAUGUGAAGGAGUUCAUAGCAAAUCCAGGCUGGUAUAGUGACAGAGGUAUCCCAUAUCGCCGAGGGUACCUGUUACAUGGCCCACCAGGCUGUGGUAAGUCGUCAUUCAUCACGGCACUGGCUGGUGAAUUGGAAUUCGGUAUUUGUGUGCUGAACUUAAGUGAGCGAGGUUUGACAGAUGACCGACUUAAUCACCUCUUGAGCGUAGCUCCACAGCAAAGCAUCAUUCUGCUGGAAGAUGUGGAUGCAGCAUUUGCUAGCAGAGAAGAGAAUGCCCAAGUAAAGGCAGCAUAUGAAGGUUUAAAUCGAGUCACUUUCAGUGGGCUUUUGAACUGUUUGGAUGGUGUGGCUUCCACAGAGGCUCGUAUUCUGUUCAUGACAACAAACUACAUAGACAGGUUGGAUCCAGCUCUUAUACGUCCUGGUAGAGUUGAUGUGAAGGAGUUCAUUGGUUACUGUAGCCGUGAACAGUUGGAAUUGAUGUUCCUUCGUUUCUAUCGGGGUGAAGAAUCAGCAACUCUUGCAUCAUCCUUUGCAAAUUCUGUUCUUAAAUUUAAGAAACCUGUUAGUCCAGCCCAAAUUCAGGGAUAUUUCAUGUUCCAUAAGGAGAACAAAGAAGAAGUUCUCACGAAUGUGGACAAAAUAUGGACACUGUCAUAGGAGUCAGUAAUUCAUUCGCAUUCACACCUUAAAAAAUGGAUAUUCACUCUUAAUACUGUCAUUAACACCACAUUUGCGUUUUGCCAUCAAUGUAUGGAUGAAGACCAACAAAUUCUCACAGGGUCUCACAGCACAACAUAAUAGUUGACAAAGAAUGCAGAGAAUGAUACAAACAGAACUCCUGUUAUGGAAGCAAAUCAGAAUACUACCAACAUAAAUAGAAAAGAAGACAUAUUGCCAACAGAAAAACAAAUAAUUUGUGAAAUUGUGUUUUGUAGAUUAGCCACCACGAGUGUUAACAUCAUUAUAGAAAUGCCAAUUACAGAGAGUUGCAUCUGUUACCAAGCAGUUAUUGAUAGAAAUGAACGUUACAGAAGAGCACUUAGAAAGCAGAACAUUUGAAAUAAAUCCGGGGUAGCGGAACAUAUGAAAAAAUGGGAUGAAUUGGGAACCCUACUAUACAGUGGUCAUUGCUAGGCAGUGGCCUGUAAAUAUCAACAGAGGAACGUUGUUUUCUGUGCGGCCCUUGCCAAAAUGUUAUAAGCAGGACAAGUCAGGAGUCAGGCAGUCAUUGAGGAGUGAGUGAGUGAGUGAGAGGACUGCUGCAGUUCUGUUGUUGUGAGCAGUUGCGGUUAGAAGCUGGUAGAUGAGGAACCCAGAGAAAAGGGGAUGUCCACUGUUGGAAUCCACUACCAUGCAACAGUUGUGAAAACGUGACUGUGGACACUGGUGUGUGUGUGUGUGUGUAUGUGUGGGUGCGCACGCAUGCGUGUGCAUGUCCAUUAAAUCCAAUCAUCAAUCCAGAACCCAUCUAUAGUCAUCCUACAUAAAAUGAAAAAAUAAAAACUCUGUGG
Messenger RNA from Cryptotermes secundus, 2483 nucleotides. RefSeq names its product mitochondrial chaperone BCS1 (gene Bcs1). Lineage: Eukaryota; Metazoa; Arthropoda; Insecta; Blattodea; Kalotermitidae. Gene Ontology annotation, biological process: protein insertion into mitochondrial inner membrane from matrix; mitochondrial respiratory chain complex III assembly. Gene Ontology annotation, cellular component: mitochondrial inner membrane. Bases 358 to 1629 code for a protein of 423 amino acids. Gene Ontology annotation, molecular function: ATP binding; ATP hydrolysis activity. The transcript has 7 exons. The record is from RefSeq and is a predicted model, not a curated record.